CGUCUAUUUGUACCACGGGGUAUAUAUUUCCCACCGGAAUAAACAUGAUUAACAGUUUUUGAUCCCCAUGCAGCUGGACAAGUCUGCUUGAGCUGAGCUGAUAACAAGACGCCAGCUAAUCUUCGCUGGGUUUCUUCUAAUUAAAAAAUAAGCUGGUUAAAAUUCCGUAUAUCGUUUUUUAAAAUCUCACAAUGGGUUUCAUGCGUUCGUUACUGGGAUCCAUAAAAUUUUGGUAUGCCGCAAUCCGAGACCUCAUCCUUCUAGUCUUAUACAUUUUCUACACAUAUCUGGGAAUUUUGUGGAGGUGGGUUUUUCCCCGGAAGCCGAAAUCACUCAAGAACGAGAUAAUUUUGAUUACAGGAUCCGCAAAUGGAAUUGGGCGACAGAUAUGUCUCAAGUUGGUCGACUCGGGGGCAAAAAUGGUCUGCUGGGAUAUUAGCAAGAGGGAAAAUAAUGCCCUCAUCGUCGAGCUUAAGUCGUUGGGAGGUGAAGCGUUCGGAUAUGAAGUGGACGUCAGCGAUUUGGGACAAGUACAAAGAACAGCGGCGUUGGUCAAAGACCAAGUGGGCGAUGUCACCAUGAUCAUAAACAAUGCGGGAAUAAUGCCUGUUCAUAACUUUCUAAGUCACAACCCCCGCGAGAUUACGCGUUGCUUUUCCGUCAACGUGUACGGCCCGAUGUGGAUCCUUCGCGAGUUUCUCCCCUACAUGAUUGACAUUCGGAGGGGACAUGUCGUCACGAUUUGUUCCUUCGGAGGAAUUCUCGGCUCGAGAAACUUGACCGCUUAUUGUGGCACGAAGCAUGCCAUCAACGGGGUCAUGGAGUCGAUGCGGGAUGAGGUUCGCGUCCAUCCGUCCAAACCGGAUAUCAAGUUUACAACCGUGUAUCCGUCGUGUUGCAAUACGUCGUUUGCGCAAAAUGUGAUACAUUCAAGAUUCCCCUGGCUUCUCCCAGAAAUGGUUGAGCCCGACUACGUGGCUGAAAAGACGGUGGAAGGAAUCCUUUACAACCGAGAUUACGUCUUUAUCCCACCCAUUUUCAACUUUAUGUCGAGGAUUCUCAGAGCCUUCCCAGCCAACGUUUACUGGGCGAUGCUCGACUUUGUCAACUAUUAUGUGGAACCCAAAGAAAACACGAGGGUCAUGGCAGGACCCAAACUCAACGGCUCAGGUUAAGUAAUUCUUUGCAAGCCAGAAGAAUACUAAAAAAUCAAACGAUUCUCAAAUUCGAAAUCUCAUUUUUCUCAUAAAAAUAUUUUGGAAACUGAAUAAAAGUCAAUAAUUUAUUACAAAGUCGGGA
Folsomia candida is the source of this 1299-nucleotide messenger RNA. RefSeq names its product 17-beta-hydroxysteroid dehydrogenase 13. The transcript is spliced from 6 exons. Gene Ontology annotation, cellular component: lipid droplet. NCBI's taxonomy places the organism in Eukaryota, Metazoa, Arthropoda, Collembola, Entomobryomorpha, Isotomidae. The record is from RefSeq and is a predicted model, not a curated record. Gene Ontology annotation, molecular function: oxidoreductase activity, acting on the CH-OH group of donors, NAD or NADP as acceptor. Bases 192 to 1175 code for a protein of 327 amino acids.